AGGAAGGGGCUGCGCGACAACACCGACACAAUGUUCUUAUGGAUUUUGUUUGUUUCUGCGGUUCUUCCGAGGACUUUAUGUUACUUUUCGGAAGAGAAUCAUGCGGAGGAAUCCGAGGUUCAGUCUCCCACCCUGGUGAUAGCGAUCAUCGCCCGUAACACCGCUCAUUCUCUGCCUUAUUACCUCGGAGCUCUGGAGAGACUCAACUACCCUAAAGAGCGCAUCUCCAUCUGGGCAGCGACAGACCACAACAUUGACAACACCACUGCAAUCCUGCGAGAAUGGCUGACCAUCAUGCAGCAGCAUUACCACUAUGUGGAGUGGAGACCCAUGGAGAAACCAACGUCAUUUGCAGGUGAGUUGGGGCCUAAACACUGGACCAACGGCCGCUAUGAGCAUGUCAUGAAACUUAAACAAGCGGCACUCAACUUCGCCAAGAAACGCUGGGCUGACUACAUCCUGUUUGCAGACACAGACAACAUCCUGACCAACCCAGACACCCUGAACCUGCUGAUGGCAGAGAAUAAAUCUGUUAUUGCUCCCAUGCUGGAUUCCCAGUCUGCAUACUCUAAUUACUGGUGUGGCAUCACUCCACAGGGAUACUACCGUCGCACAGCCGAGUAUUUCCCUACCAGGAACCGCCAUCGAACAGGCUGCUACCCUGUUCCCAUGGUGCACUCCACCAUGUUGCUGGACCUGCGCAAGGAGGGAACCAAAAAACUGGCCUUCCACCCACCACACCCAGACUACUCCUGGCCCUUUGAUGACAUUAUCGUCUUUGCCUUCUCCUGCAGAGCUUCAGAGGUUCAAAUGUAUGUGUGCAAUAAAGAGCGCUAUGGCUACCUGAACGUCCCUGCUAAACCCCACCAGACCAUGGAGGAUGACGGCAUCAAUUUCGCCCAUCUAUGCCUUGAGGCCAUAAUUGACGGGCCGCCCAUGUAUUUGUCCGACUAUGUCCAUGUGCUUCCCAAGCAAUCAGACCUGAUGGGAUUCGAUGAGAUAUACCUGAUAAACCUGCGCAGACGACCUGAUCGCAGAGAGAGGAUGCUGUGGUCUCUCUAUGAGCUAGAGAUUAACGCUAAAGUGGUGGAUGCAGUGGAUGGCGCAGCUCUGAACAGCAGUGACAUUAAGAUUCUGGGUGUGGAUCUGUUACCUGGUUAUAACGACCCAUUCUCUGGGCGCACACUUACUAAAGGAGAGGUGGGCUGCUUCCUCAGCCACUACUACAUCUGGAAGGAGAUGGUGGCCCUGCAGCUGGACAAAGCUCUGGUCUUUGAGGAUGACGUGCGUUUCCAGGGCAACUUUAAGCGGCGCCUGAUGCAGCUGAUGGACGAGGUGGAGCGGACAGAGCUCGACUGGGACAUCAUAUACCUGGGCAGGAAGCAGGUAAACCCAGGGGAGGAGAAGCCAGUAGAGAGUGUAAAAAACCUGGUGGUCGCUGGGUACUCGUACUGGACCCUCUCAUAUGUGAUCUCACUGCAGGGAGCACAAAAGCUCAUCAACGCUGAGCCGAUCACCAAAAUGCUUCCUGUGGAUGAAUUCCUGCCCAUCAUGUACGACAAGCAUCCCAAUGAGGAAUACAAAUCACAUUUUCUCAACCGAAACCUGCAGGCCUUUUCCGCGAGCCCCCUGCUGGUGCAACCGUGCCACUAUGCAGGUGAUCCAGAGUGGGUGAGUGACACUGAGACGUCCACAGUGUGGGACAAUGACAACAUUCGUACAGACUGGAGAGAGUCUUACAAGAACCUGAAGGGAGGAACUCCACCCGCCGGUGUGCAGAGCACCUCUUACAGGGAUGAACUGUAAAGCACAUGAACUGGGAGGGACUCGGCUGUUGUGAAAGCAUGUAGAAUUUAAGAAAUUUCUCAGACCAGACUCAACCAGCUCUGAGAAGUUAUUCAACACAAAGAUGCAAGAUUAUUUGAAAUAUGCACAUACUAUAGCACACAGUUUUCUGAGAGAUCACCUGGAAGUGUGUGUGUGUGUGUAUGUAUAUCUCAGGUACAUACAGUACCAUACACUUAACACAAUCACACUUUUGUUUGUUUAAACUCUCCACUCCUGCUCACAAAGUUCUGCAAUAUAAUGUUCAUUAAUUCAUUAUUCUCACCAACUUCAUCCUGACCAGGCUCGCAGUGAGACCAGUGCAUCUGAUUCACUAGACGCAGGGCUAGAAUACAUCCUGACACCACAUUUUACUUUAUGGUUGGCCUAUCCGCUAUCCGCUAUCUGCAUGCUAUUGAAAGGUGAAAGGUAACCAAAGUACCCAGAGAAACCCUACAGUCACACACAUAAAACUCUUUACAAUCUGCUAAUGAUGGUCUAAUGGUCAAUGGAUCAAACCCUGGACAUUAAAACCCAUGCAACACUGUCCACUGUCAAGCCACUUUUACCACCUCUACUGUCAUUCGAAACGUCCUACAUUUUUCACAUCACUGCAGAUUAAUGAGAUGCCAUUAUUAUGAUAUUAUUACUACACCUACCUCUUUUUAGACAUAUUGGCAUUUUUUUAUAAGAUACAGCUUCCCCACCCCAAGGAACCCCAGAUCUACCACUGAUUAAGUAUGAAGUGGCAAAAAUGGUUCUCACACCAAAAUAUUCAGCCAAAGAGCUCAAAAAGGCAUAAUAUAAUAGUCUGUAACUGUUUACCUUUAGUCUGUGCCAAAGUGUAUGUCUGUAGUACACAGUGUUUAAAACCCAAACAACACUGCUGUACCUGCUAAACUUGUACCAGUCAUUACUGUGCUAGGAAUGGUCCACCACUCACACAUGAUGUACCUGGUAGAGGUCCUGUUACAGAAUUUGGUCUUCUGUGAUAGUGGAAUUUUUUUUUUUUACUGCAGAAUCAGAAUUUACCUGUUUACCACCAGAUGGCAGCAGAUAAUCACUUGAUCUCCUCACACCGCCCCUAUAUGGAAGGUGUAGAUGAUAAAUAUGAACAAUAUGUGUAUAAAUGGACAAGAGAAUGCAUUUUUAUGUCUUAUAAAGAGCUUCUGUUGUGUUCAUAAAUGAAUAA
Trichomycterus rosablanca is the source of this 3016-nucleotide messenger RNA. It is a transcript of the gene cercam, whose product is annotated as cerebral endothelial cell adhesion molecule. The transcript is spliced from 12 exons. Lineage: Eukaryota; Metazoa; Chordata; Actinopteri; Siluriformes; Trichomycteridae. The coding region runs from base 31 to 1806 and encodes 591 amino acids. The record is from RefSeq and is a predicted model, not a curated record.